UUGGGGUUGAGUUGAUGGUUGAAUUGAACGAAUUUUCGCUAUGUGUGAUAUGGCCUGUGGUAUUUUUUAUUUUCGCAGUUUGGCAACCCUGCCUCUGAUCGACACUUCGGAACUGGCUUGCUUCGUGAAGUAACGCUGUGUAUAGAGCUGUUUAAUUUUUCUUCUAAAGUGGAACCCCUGGAACUGACGACAGAACUCCAGGAAAUUUUGAAUGAAGAACAGCAAGAAACACAGCGAAAUGUGUCUCCUUCUGAACAAGAGGAAGACGAAAGAGGACCAAUGCCGACAUCUGCCAUUAAAGAUCUUUUGAAGAAGUAGGAGGAAGUCAGAGCAAUGGUCUUAGAAUGACACCCAAACCAAGCUGAUGUCAGUAGAGUUGGGGAUCUUUACAACGGUAAUGAAAACCUGAGAAUGAAUUACCUGAGAAAGAGAGAAAAGCAAUCGACAUGUUCUUCAACGCCCCUUAAGCAAAAAAUGAAAAGGACUGAUUAAUAUGCAAGACUAUACGGUCCUUAUUUCAGUCAUGUUAGAAGAAAAAAAACUUGAAAAAACCUUGAAAGACUUGAAGAAGACUAGAAAUGUUUCAGAUUUUAUAGAGUUGUUAAAAAUUUAUAAAUAUAAUCAAAUUAUGAAAGAAGUAUCCGAUAUCUUUGAUGGGGAGGAAGGUCUUAAAAAUAAAUUAAAGUUGCUGUUUGGCCUGAAAUUUUCCGAAGAUGUUGUCGAAUGGUCUGAUGGUUAUUUUAGAAUAUGUGUUGAAGAACUUGAUAAUGGUUUCAAUAAGGAUCUAAAGGAAAAGUUGUUUAAUUUAUUUGACUGUUCUGAAGAAAGUAGUAGUGGUCGUUCCUUUUCUGAAGCUUUCGCGGGCCUUCUAUAUGAGUUGCAGUGUGAAGAUGGAAAUUUGAACGAAGCUUUACUUAAAAUCAUAGAAGAGACUGAACUAAUUGUUACUGAAAGUCCCGAAUAUCACUACUAUUCUUCCCAACCACAAUUCAAUGAGGCAAAUAAUUCUAAUAUUCUGAAUAUAGGAAUGUGCGUAAUAAGAGAUGCCUGUGACGCCAAGGCUGAUAAAGUAUUAAAAUUAGUACUCAGAAUUGGGCAGAGCCAUGAGGAAUUUUCGGAAGAAGACAAAGUGAUAAUAGGGAAGCUUAUGAUGGAUGCCGUGGUACCAAUCCAACGUUACAUAAGGCGUGUUCUUAUUACUUAUGGUCAUAGAUCAUACCCUUCUAUACAAAGAAAAAAAGCUGCAUUAGAAAGAAUUUUCAAAGAGUAUGCUACAUAUACGCCUUUGAGUGUGUAUAAAAUUCCCGAAUAUAAUAAAUUAUUAGAAGGUAUUGAAGCAUUAACUAAAGUGAAUAAAGACUAUUGCGAUUCCUCAAACAGUGACAGUGAUUCCUCAAACAGUGCGUAGCUUUUUUAACAAGUGCUUAAGGCAACAAAGGACAUUCAAAAAAAAUUUUGAAAUUAUCAAGGGAUUUGCUUGAAAAUAUCAGGAUACAUUUAUAUUGUUAAAAACAACUAUUAUACAAAAUUUCGAAAAAAUAUUUUGAAAUUUGAGAAUUUUGAAUUUUUUUUUUAUUCCUUGCGUCUGAAAUUUUGUUAAAAUGACAAAAUUCUUUCAAAAUAUUAUAUAUUAGGUAAUACUAUAAAAACUGUUGGGAG
Messenger RNA from Parasteatoda tepidariorum (common house spider), 1659 nucleotides. RefSeq lists its product as uncharacterized. The record is from RefSeq and is a predicted model, not a curated record. NCBI's taxonomy places the organism in Eukaryota, Metazoa, Arthropoda, Arachnida, Araneae, Theridiidae.